This is a messenger RNA of Cuscuta epithymum, 645 nucleotides long. The record is from the annotation of a GenBank genome assembly. NCBI's taxonomy places the organism in Eukaryota, Viridiplantae, Streptophyta, Magnoliopsida, Solanales, Convolvulaceae.
UUGGAACAACAAACCACAUUCUAUUGAUGGAACAAUCAGAGAUAUCAAAGCACAUAUACACAACUGGAUUUCUUGCAAGUUGCAACACAAAUAGAAAGGAAAUACAAUUUGACAUUGAAUUAUUUGAACAGGGACUCAUGCCACACAUACACAAGAACAGCCGCCUAAAAGUAGUCAAAUGGGUUAUUACCUCUAAUGCCGAUCUAUGCCUCAGUGUGGACGCUGCUUUUCAACACAAGAGAACUGGAGGAGCCAUUUUACGUUAUAGGAAGGGGACCCUAUUAGUAAUAGGCUAUUACUAGCAUUCAGCUUCCCAACAACGGCCUCCACUCCAUUACAAGCAGAGAUGCAAGCCACGCGACAAGAAUAACAACUAGAAAAAGGUCAUAAAUCAUUUGAAAUACAAACUGACUCAGAACAGAUUUACAAAGCUUGCAAAGGAUCCAAGAGACCCGAGACCUUUGCUCCACGAAACAAUUGACUAUCACACACAUGUUCCGAGAAGGAAAUCAAACCGCUCACAGUUUGGAUCGUGAAGGCCUGAAAUCGGACUCACUGACCUUCUACAACGAACGACACCCACCACACGACGUCAGGCUGGCUUACAAUGACGACCUCAAGGAAGAAGAAUGUUUAGCGACUCAG